Molecule: messenger RNA, 605 nt
Organism: Ogataea polymorpha
Lineage: Eukaryota; Fungi; Ascomycota; Pichiomycetes; Pichiales; Pichiaceae
Exons: 2
Coding region: 28-435 (135 amino acids)
Biological process (GO): translation
Cellular component (GO): ribosome
Molecular function (GO): structural constituent of ribosome
Source: RefSeq, a predicted model, not a curated record
ACCAGGAUUGAAAACUAACAUCACAAAAUGGGUAGAGUUAGAACCAAGACCGUCAAGAGAGCCUCCAAGGUUCUCAUCGAGAAAUACUAUCCAAAAUUGACCUUGGACUUUGAGGUCAACAAGAGAUUGACCAGUGAAAUCGCAGAGAUCCAGUCCAAGAGAUUGAGAAAUAAGAUCGCUGGUUACACCACUCACUUGAUGAAGAGAAUUCAAAAGGGUCCAGUCAGAGGUAUUUCGUUCAAGUUGCAAGAGGAAGAGAGAGAAAGAAAGGACCAAUACGUCCCAGAAGUGUCGGCCUUGGAUUUGAAGAAGAACAAGGGCCAGCUCCACAUCGAUGCCGACACCGACGAAAUGAUCAAAUCCCUUGGUUUCAAGGUUCCAGCCUCCGUGAUCGCUGUGUCUGCUAACAGAGGUCUCAGAAGAUACAGAAAGUAAGCAACACACUUCCUGUUUAAUAUUGUGUAUCUCACAGAAUAAACAACUAUAGCAAAUUAAAGCUCUGUCUCUGGCGAGAGCAGUUUGUUGAACUUGUUUCUCAGACUGAUCACCUUUUCCACGAUUUUCUCGUAAUCCUGGAUCGUUUCUAGCGAUUCAUUGAUCCAUGC